This is a messenger RNA of Capsicum annuum, 2358 nucleotides long. RefSeq names its product xyloglucan galactosyltransferase XLT2. Gene Ontology annotation, molecular function: galactosyltransferase activity. The record is from RefSeq and is a predicted model, not a curated record. The transcript has a single exon. The coding region runs from base 195 to 1826 and encodes 543 amino acids. NCBI's taxonomy places the organism in Eukaryota, Viridiplantae, Streptophyta, Magnoliopsida, Solanales, Solanaceae. Gene Ontology annotation, biological process: xyloglucan biosynthetic process.
CAAAUUUCCUACUUUUUCUUUCUCCUCUUUGACCUACUAUAUAUUCUCUAAUUUCCUUGUUCAUCUUCCCCUUCUUCAAUUCCCAUUUCACUUUUUCAUUGGAUCUCUUCUUUUUGUUUUUUUGUGACGUUUUGUGGCGUUUAAUAAUUGAGGGACAACUUCAAGGCCUAACUUAGCUAGUUACACUGAUAAUAAUGUUGCCAUCUGAAAAUCCUUCUCCUAGGAAGGCAUUCAAGAAACUAAGAAAUUCCUUUCAUUUGAUCAAAUCCCAAGUUGGCUUUCAUCAUUGUAAAUGGUUUUUCCUCAUCAUUCUCAUCCAAGUCACCUUCAUUCUUUUCCUAGCCGGAACCUCUCCUCUCGCCACUCCACUCCAACACCAGCACCAGCACCAACAUCAGAAGCGUUUCCAAAUCUCGAUACCUCACAAACAGAACAAAGAUGACCAAUUGCCUCAUAGAAUUCACCAAAAGAAACAGAGUAGGGACCAAGUGCAAAAUUUGCAAGAUUCAAAACCCGAAAACGACCAGCAGAAACAAAGCAAGGACCAAAUACAAAACUUGCAAGAUUUGAAGCCUAAAAAUGACCAGCCACAACAGUUGGUACAAGUUCAGGAACCCUAUGAUGAGUGUGAAUCCGGGAGAGUUUACGUAUACGAUCUUCCAACAAAGUUUAACAAGGAUCUUUUAAGCAACUGUCAUGAUUUAGACCCAUGGAGUUCACGAUGCAACGCGGUGUCAAAUGGCGGUCUUGGCCCAAAAGCAACUGGACUUGACUUGAUCGUGCCUGAAAAUCUUCGCUCUGCUUGGUACUGGACAGACAUGUACUCAGCUGAAGUAAUUUACCAUGAAAGGAUUUCGAACUACAAGUGCAGAACAUUGGACCCUCAAAAUGCUACUGCAUUUUACAUCCCGUUUUAUGCCGGACUUGCUAUUGGUAAGAUAUUAUGGUUCACCACGGCGAAAGAACGAGAUCAGCCUAGUGAACGGAUGCUAGAGUGGGUUAAAGAUCAACCAUAUUGGAAUCGAAAUAAUGGGUCGGAUCAUUUUCUGAUGCUUGGUAGAUUGACAUGGGCAUUUCGAAGAAAAACUGAUGAUGAUUCUGAUUGGGGCACGAGUUUUCUCCGAAUGCCAUUGAUGAAAAAUGUACUGCGUUUAUCAGUUGAAAAGAAUCCGUGGGAUGAUUUAGAGGUAAGUGUUCCUUAUCCUACAGCUUUUCACCCUCAGUUCGAAUUAGAGAUCAAACAAUGGCAAGAUCUUGUGAGGUCUCGUCAUCGUUCUAGCCAUUUUUGCUUCGUGGGAGCUGUUAGGAAGAAGAUCCAGAACGACUUCAGAGAAGUGUUAAUGAAUUACUGCAAGAACGAGACAGGCUCUUGCAAGGUGGUGGAUUGUUCCGUUGCGCAUUGUUAUGACGGAGCACCUGCGAUUCUCGAGGCGUUCUUGGAUUCGGAUUUCUGUUUACAACCAAAAGGAGAUGGAUUUACGAGGAGAUCCAUGUUUGAUUGCAUGUUGGCAGGUUCGAUUCCAGUGUAUUUUUGGGAAGGGAGUUUUAAGAGUCAAUAUCAAUGGCAUUUGCCUUUGCCAUCAGAGGAUUAUUCAGUAUACAUGGACCAUAAUGAAGUUAGAAAUGACACUUCAAUAGUUAGAAAGGUUCUUGAUAAGUUUACCAAAGAGGAUGUGAAAAGGAUGAGAGAAAUUUUAAUUGAUGCUAUGCCUAAGUAUUUAUAUGCAAGGUCUAAUCAGGGAUUAGGGAGUAGUAAUGAUGCUUUUGAUAUUGCUAUUAAUGAAGUUUUGAGAAGAUUCAAGCAGCAAAGUGAACAACGACAAUAACAAAUCUUGGAGAAAACAAGAAAAGAUGAAAAAUCUAUAGAAUAAAGCAAGAAGAAGGUACUUUUUUCCUUCCCACUCCAGAUUGUGCAUGUUGGAUUGAUUCUCAAUUUACAUUUAACUAUUCCCUCAAAGCCAAAAGAAGAGAGGACUUUUGAAGUUGUUAUUGUCUUUGAGGCGGUAACUGAAGUUCUUGUAUUUGGAGAAGAAUUUACCACCCAUCGAGUCUUAUCUAUUCUUAUCUUUGUUAUUAAGUCCAUUAUUAGUUUUCGGUGUGUGAAUGACACUUCUAAUAGGAUUUUCUCCAUUGUCAUGCUGCAUCCCCUCAUUCUUUUACUUUAAAGCAAUUAUUUUGUUGUUUUGUUUAUCAUAAAUUAAAAGGGAGCAGCAUAAUUAAUCAGAGAAAUGAAGAUGUUAGCUCAAUAAGAAAUUGUAGCAUUAGUAGUUAAUUUUAAUCAUUGAUAUAAACCCCUUUAAUUCCUUACAUGUAAAUUUUCAUCAUUGAUAUAAAUGUUACAUGAUACUUUGUUGAGUG